Messenger RNA from Fusarium keratoplasticum, 1041 nucleotides. RefSeq names its product Endonuclease. Lineage: Eukaryota; Fungi; Ascomycota; Sordariomycetes; Hypocreales; Nectriaceae. Bases 1 to 1041 code for a protein of 346 amino acids. Gene Ontology annotation, molecular function: RNA endonuclease activity; single-stranded DNA endonuclease activity; nucleic acid binding. The record is from RefSeq and is a predicted model, not a curated record. Gene Ontology annotation, biological process: apoptotic DNA fragmentation. The transcript has a single exon. Gene Ontology annotation, cellular component: nucleus; mitochondrial inner membrane.
AUGUCCAAGACGACGCUCGCUACCAUCGCCUGCCUUGGUGCGGGAGGCGGCGCCGCCGUCACGGCCGCCGUUUACGCCCUCCGAGGCGGCAAGCAAGAGCCCAAGAUUGCCGCCACCCCGGCCCCGACAACCUCCGUCAACUCAAUGGCCGCUCUCCCCGCUCCCACCGUCUCCUCCGGUGCUGUUCCUGCCUCUCAGAUCUUUGGACCUCCCGCCGUCGUCCCGCCUAACGCUCCCCUCGGCCCCAAUGCCCUCGUCAAUCCCGCCGGCCUCUUCGAGUAUGGCUUCCCUGGCCCCGUCGCCGACGUAGGCAACCGCUCCGCCCUCAUCUCUUCCUACGACCGCCGGCUACGAAACCCCCACUGGGUCGUCGAGCACAUCACCCCCGCAUCCCUCGCCCAUCGUGAGGGCGACCGAAAGAACAGUGCUUUCCUCGAGGAUGAUUCUGUGCCGCAAAAGUUCCGUGCCUUGCUCAAGGACUACUUCCGCAGUGGCUACGACCGCGGCCACCAGGUCCCCGCCGCCGACUGCAAGUGGUCGCAAAAGGCCAUGGACGAGACCUUUUACCUUACAAAUAUGUGCCCCCAGGUUGGCGAGGGCUUUAACCGUGACUACUGGGCUCACUUUGAGGACUUUUGCCGUCGCCUGACCGUCAAGUAUCCCUCUGUCCGAAUCGUCACUGGUCCUCUCUAUCUGCCCAAGAAGGAGGCCGAUGGCAAGUGGUACGUCAAGUACGAGAUGAUCGGAAGCCCUCCCUCGGUCGCCGUGCCCACCCACUUCUACAAGGUCAUCUUUGCUGAGGACGGCCGUGUUGGUGGAAACGUUGCCCUGGGCGCUUUUGUCCUUCCCAACGCCCCUAUCGCCAACUCUAAACCCAUCACCGACUUUGAGGUUCCCCUUGAGGCUGUCGAGCGUGCCAGUGGUCUCGAGUUUGCUACAAAGCUGCCUCCUCAGCGGAGACGCCGCCUGUGUACUGACACCACCUGUGCCCUGGUGAUCCGCGACUUUGCCGACAAGCAAAAGGCAUUCCCCAAGAAAUAG